Molecule: messenger RNA, 186 nt
Organism: Prunus armeniaca (apricot)
Lineage: Eukaryota; Viridiplantae; Streptophyta; Magnoliopsida; Rosales; Rosaceae
Source: the annotation of a GenBank genome assembly
AUGGUAGGCAUUCCAUUGUCGUGGUAUUUCCUUCCCAUCCAUGGUGUCCAGCGUGUAGCUUCCUCUGCCCCCGGACUCGCUGAUCAGAUAAGGGCCUUCCCAAUUGGUAGGACUUCAACCGCUAUUGAUAGGAGGCGACUCGGACAAUGGCAUUCUCGCGCUCGCCUUCAAGUAAGUCAAGGUUGA